UUAUUUAUCAAGAAAUCACACGUCAUUAUUUGUCUAUUUUUAAUAGGUAGACACUUAUUUACGUAGACAAAAAUAAAGAGAAAAAUAUGGCACGUAAGGGACAAGUUUCAAUACAAGAUACAGUAGAAAGUAAUGAGGAAUUCGAAGUGUAUCUCCAAGUGCACUUUAAUCAAUUGAUCUGUAUGGAGAUAUACUCCGAAUUUUGUGGCUACUGCCUCGCUACUGGCAAUGCGGUCAGGAAAGGAAAACUUGAGAUAGGACUAGAACGUAUAGCAAUGGUGAAGGCUCUAGCGGACAACAUAGAUGCUUUAUCUCGAUUCAAGUACAAGAGCGAACCAGUAUUCUUAUUUAUAGUGAAAGGCAAGUUGACGAGGGCUAUGUUCGGCGCGAAUGGCAUAGAACUAUGUCGUAUAAUAGAAGAGGAGCUAGGAUUGAUGCAGAGGGAGACCGAAACAGGAAUUGAACGAGCCAAGUUCGAUAUACACCAUAUGUUGCCCGAAGAAGCUCAAAAAAUGCAAGAGGACCUAAAAAUAGAAGAGGAAUGCCGUCAAGCGGUGGAACGGCUCCAAGUGCUGACGCUGGCUGCUCGCAAGAAGAGGGUCUGCGAGCGGCUGUCCAGGCACGUGAAGAGGCUCAACUUCAUCAUGUUCUGGCCGCACUGCCAUCAGGCGCAUUACGACCUGUAUGAGAAAUGGGACGUCAUCAAUAUACAAGUGGGGGCUAAGGAGACCUUCCAACUGACAGAGGAGACUGUCAAGGAAGCCCUGUACAUGAGCGACGUGGAUCCAAACGAGGCCUGCCUGCACGCACUGCUCAAGGGGGAAGUACUUGUCGUACGUUUCAAGAUGUUCGACACAGACAACCGGGAUUUUGUCAAGCUGUUGAGACAUGCUCUGUACGAAGAGAUACCAGUGCUAAAAGAGGACGUUCCACCUGAGAAACAGGUGCCUCCUAUACCGGCGUACAAGAGGUACGCUACCAUCAGCAAAACAGCUCGAGAGGUCCGCCGCGACCGGUACGAGGCCAAGAUGCAAAAGCUUCGCGAAGAGAAAGAAGAGAGAGAGCGACUUGCAGCAGAACAGGCCCGGCUAGCAAGGGAGGCAGAAGAAGAGAGAGAAAGAUUGGAGAAGCAGCGACAAGAAGAGGAACGGAUGGCAAGGAUACAGGCGGGGUUACCUGCUGAGCCUGAACCAGUAGUGACAGGAGAAGAAGUUGAAGGUGAAGAAGCAGAGCAUGUUGACACUGAAGUCGUGGAAGAAGCUGAAGAGGAACAAGAAAAGGUUGAGGAAGAAGAAGAAUUCCAUUCUGACGUAACCGUGGAGGAUGAAGAGUACAUCCCACCCGGGGGUCUAUUUGUCCCUGGACUAUAUAGCCCUCCGAACGAGCUAGCAAAAGCUAAUGGACUGUCGUUCUUUUUUCCCAAAUUGGUCCAAGAUUUGGCGCCAAUGGAGACUGAACACUUGCCUCCCCACGUGCUUGUGAUGUUCAGCGUGGACAAGCGUCACGAAGUACAGGAUGUAAUCAAUCAGUUUCCCCAAGAAAUACUCGCCACUGGAUUGUUUGUCGGCGAAGAUCCAUAUACUAUGGAGCAUGUCGCAUACAGUAUAAAACAAUACGACAAAAUGGAAAGACUAAGAAAACAUAAGGACCGUCUGGCCCUCAUGGUGUCGAGGAAACGCAGUCUCCCACUAUUACAAUUGGCGGGAUUGAAUCCCUGCUACAUCAGCAGCGACGUGGCCUCUGGAGAGAGAGACUGUCUUUCGCUCUUCCCCGUCGGAUACGGGGAUGAUUUUGAAGAAGAAGUUAGCGUUAAAGAAGAAGAGAUACAGGAAGCAGAACCAGAGCAACAAACAGAGCUUGAGCCUGAUGUGGUGGAUGACCAGAAAGAGGAUGAAGACGAAGAUGAAGAGGAGGAUUAAAUGUUUCCCUUAUCCUAACCUACUGUGUAUUUUUACUUGAUACAUUUGAUAAAUAAAGAAUCUUAGUAUGAAUAGAAUAGAAUUUUAUUGCUAACUGUGUACAUAUAGCAUUGCUUUGGACUUGACUCAGUAUCAACAGUUAUACCCUACCGGUCAUGCAACAAUUUAAGAACAGGUAAUUAGCUAGCGUAAAUUUAAAAAUAUUUAAAUACUUAAUUAAAAAUAAAUAUGAAUUAUUUCGUAAUACAAUUAGUAUAUAGCAGGUAAAAUUCAUGUAAUAGUCUUUUUUUUUUAUUUUUGAAAUGAUAAUGGAAUGGUAAAUACGCAGCUAUAUACCCAUUAGAAAUGCAAUAUGUAUUUUUUUUAAUGGGUGAAAAUGGUAUGAUAACCCCGCCUGCGCUAACGGGAUACGCUGGCGGAGCACCAGUGAAGGGUGAUAGAUGAGAAUGAGAACAGACCAGUUAGCCCAUCAUGAUGAAUUCAUCAGGAAUUAACCAUGAUAGUUUCCAGGGGGAACCGUGAGGAGGUCGACCUGGUUGGGUAUAUUGCUAGCAAUGGGAUUCUCAGUCUCCAUUACUAACAAUCCCUUUCCCCCCUGCAAUAUGUAUUAAGUUAUUGUUAAAUUAGCGUGUUUGAAAGUUCAUCGCUUUAUUGCAACACUUUUGUUUAUUUACACUAAACAAAUUGUUGCAUUAAUC
Messenger RNA from Galleria mellonella (greater wax moth), 2617 nucleotides. RefSeq lists its product as uncharacterized. Bases 87 to 1919 code for a protein of 610 amino acids. The record is from RefSeq and is a predicted model, not a curated record. The transcript is spliced from 15 exons. NCBI's taxonomy places the organism in Eukaryota, Metazoa, Arthropoda, Insecta, Lepidoptera, Pyralidae.